UCGCGGUUCUUCCAAAAGAACCACACAGCCUUGCGCGUACUGACCCUGUGACCCUGUUCGCUCAAGAUUGCAUCUAAUUCCGACUGGCGUCGAUUAUCCCGAUCCUCCCUCUUUUUUCUAAGGCCCCUGUGGUAUCGCUAGGGCCUUGAUUCUAGAGUAUUUCCCCCCCUCGUCUUCGAACGAAUCAUCGCUCCCCAUGAGCUUCAUUCAGCGACUUACGAAGCGGCUGCCCUCGGCGCCGAGUCUGCCUCUCGACGAUGUUUCGCGCGAAAAGGGCUCCGGCUCUUCUAGAUUCGCUUUCUUCAGACGGAGGAUACGAUUGAAGGGCAACUCGUCGAUUUCAAUACCCCUGGGAUUUGUUUUACUAUUUCCAUGCCUUGUAAUAAUUCUUAUUCUACUUCUCUUUGUUCGACAUCCUUCGUCUCCCGGGGGUAUCUUAAUUCCAGCUGGCACACCGCCAUCCAUUAGAAAAAUUAGCGAGAAACAUGACAAGGUCUUUGCCACUGGUUGUCUGCCAGUUGAAACGGACGGUCCUCGGGCAAACGCUGCGUUCGUCGUUCUCGCCCGGAACAAGGAGCUGGAUGGUGUGAUCCAGUCUCUCAAGUCGAUCGAGAGACACUUCAACCGGUGGUUCCACUACCCUUACGUGUUCCUGAACGACGGCGACUUUGACGAUGAAUUCAGAGCCACUGUCAAGAACUAUACCAGCGGUCCUGUGGAGUUUGGAAAGAUCGACGACAGCAUGUGGGGAUACCCAGAUUGGGUUGACCACGAGGUUGCCAAGGAGGGUAUCAGGAAGCAGGGAGACGCCGCCAUUAUGUAUGGAGGAAUGGAGAGUUAUCACCACAUGUGCAGGUUCUACUCCGGUCACUUCUACAAGCACCCUCUCCUGAUGAAGUACGAGUGGUACUGGCGUUUGGAGCCCGAAAUCAAGUACUUCUGUGACAUCACCUAUGAUCCUUUCAUCAAGAUGGCAGAAGCAAACAAGACCUAUGGUUUCACAAUUGCCGUCAAGGAGCUUCGCGAGACCGUCCCCAACAUUUUCCGCUACGCCGCUGCCUACAAACGUAAGAACAAUCUCAAGUCAAAGGGUCUCUGGGAAAUGUUCCUGGAACCCAGACCAGAGAAGGAAGAGAAGCCAGAAGACGUGAAGCAAGACAAGCUUCCCGAGGAGAUCUUGCAAACCGAUCCUAAUGAAAACAACCUCGAUGACAUCGACCCCGAAGCCAUGGAAGGCGAAUCGUACAACAUGUGUCAUUUCUGGAGUAACUUUGAGAUUGCGCGCCUCGACUGGUUCCGCAGCAAAGAGUACGAAGACUUCUUCAACAUGAUGGAUAGAAGCGGUGGUUUCUGGAAUGAAAGAUGGGGUGACGCUCCAAUUCAUUCGCUUGCCGCCGGUGCCCUCCUUUCCCCGAGUGAUAUCCAUUAUUUCCGUGAUUUCGGAUACCGACACACGACAAUCCAGCAUUGCCCUGCUAACGCCCCCGCACGGCAAUUAACCCGAAUCCCAUGGCUUGAAAUGACCACGGAGAAUGAGAAGGAGCGGAUCGAGGAAGAUGAAUACUGGGCGACUCCUGACCCUGUCAAGGAAAACGGAGUCGGCUGCAGAUGCAGGUGCGAUACCGACAUUGUGGAUGUUGAAGGCAAGCAGGGUAGCUGUCUCGCCGAAUGGGUGGAAGUUGCCGGAGGCUGGGCAUCUCCAUAGAUGGAGCUGACCUUUUUUUUGUGUUCGCUGUAUCAUCUUCACCUCGUUUCCGUAUCUAUCUGUUCGACUGUGAGCAUUACUUUGGGUCGCCCUUGGAGUUGUUUGCUUGGGCCUGCAUCUUAUGGCCGUGGGAUUUCACUGGAACGGCGUUUAACGGAUCUGACGGCUUCUUAUACGGAAGACGGUGUCAACAUUCUCAUCAAUAUUGACAAUACAUCUAGCGUGCUGUGCGUUCAAUUUGGAUUGCUGUUUGU
Aspergillus wentii DTO 134E9 is the source of this 1959-nucleotide messenger RNA. RefSeq names its product glycosyltransferase family 15 protein. The record is from RefSeq and is a predicted model, not a curated record. Gene Ontology annotation, molecular function: alpha-1,2-mannosyltransferase activity. NCBI's taxonomy places the organism in Eukaryota, Fungi, Ascomycota, Eurotiomycetes, Eurotiales, Aspergillaceae. Gene Ontology annotation, cellular component: Golgi apparatus; membrane. The coding region runs from base 197 to 1705 and encodes 502 amino acids. Gene Ontology annotation, biological process: cell wall mannoprotein biosynthetic process; protein N-linked glycosylation. The transcript has 5 exons.